Molecule: messenger RNA, 1375 nt
Organism: Vespa velutina
Lineage: Eukaryota; Metazoa; Arthropoda; Insecta; Hymenoptera; Vespidae
Gene: Ubc6
Product: ubiquitin-conjugating enzyme E2-17 kDa
Exons: 4
Coding region: 720-1175 (151 amino acids)
Biological process (GO): DNA repair; protein polyubiquitination; proteasome-mediated ubiquitin-dependent protein catabolic process
Cellular component (GO): HULC complex
Molecular function (GO): ubiquitin conjugating enzyme activity
Source: RefSeq, a predicted model, not a curated record
CAGACGCACACACAACAGAGACGAGUUGUAACACACAAAGCGAGGAAGCAAGUUACUUAUCGGUGAUGGUAGAGUGAAAGAGAGUUGCGAUUCUUACUCAUUUCUUAUUCUGCUUAGUUCGGUUUCGGUAUAGUACAGCUGUUCGUCGUUUUUGAUAGUCUGACGAAUGAAUUCAUCGGGACAGUCGCAGUUCUCGUCGUAGCAGAGGGGGUAUUAGCGCUGGCGCGGCUUCAUUCCUCGCUCGGGAACGAUGAAAAAUUAACGCUUCGCCUAUGUACACAUAAUAUAUCGAUAGGCCGAAUCAAGUGUUAAUUCCAAAGUCUUAAAACAGAACUAAUUUUGAACAACCUAUAACGGUAUUAUACCGAAGGAGGGUGGCCUUCGGUGUGACAAAAGGCUCGAAGUGCAAGAGAGAGACAGAGACGCGUACGCAGUAAAGGAACAACAGUCGAUUUUGUUGCGAGCGACGAGAUCGUAAAAAGAAAGAAGAAGAAGAAGAAGAAGAAGAAGAAGAAGAGGACGACGAAGAAGAAGAAGAAAUUGUAGAGUCGACGGGCGGCGCGUUAAACUUUCUUCUCUCACAAUCUCUUUCUUUUUUUUUAAUCUCCUUUCUGUUCCACGAUAAACGCAUUAACGAAAGGUGCCAAGGAACUAUUCGGAACGGUCAAGAAUAUUAUUUCGUUUCGACGAUUUGGGAGCGACCAAACCGUUCGUAAGGGAUGUCUACCCCUGCAAGAAGAAGGCUAAUGAGAGAUUUUAAGAGAUUACAAGAAGAUCCACCUACUGGAGUAUCUGGUGCACCUACAGACAAUAAUAUUAUGAUAUGGAAUGCUGUUAUAUUUGGACCACAUGACACUCCAUUUGAGGAUGGUACAUUUAAACUCACAAUAGAGUUCACGGAAGAAUAUCCAAAUAAGCCCCCUACAGUAAGAUUUGUCAGUAAGAUGUUUCACCCUAAUGUAUAUGCAGAUGGGGGUAUUUGCCUUGAUAUUCUACAAAAUCGUUGGAGUCCUACAUAUGAUGUUUCUGCUAUCUUAACAUCUAUACAGUCGCUGUUAAGUGACCCGAACCCGAAUUCACCUGCCAACUCAAUGGCAGCACAACUGUACAAAGAGAAUCGACGCGAGUACGAGAAACGAGUGAAGGCUUGUGUGGAGCAGAGUUUUGUGGAUUAAUCACAGACGUUUUCAUGAUGCUGUCGCAGCAUUAUCCAACCAUCUACAGGCGAUUAGAUAUGGAGGAGAAUGUGCAGCCUUACCAAGGAGCUUGCGCUGAACCUUAGCAUGUUUCUUCCAAAAGCUCUAUUGAAUUACCACAAAUGUGCAACAUUAGACCGAAUUUUUACAAUGUUGAAUAAUAAAUUAUUAUAAAAUUG